UUUAUAAACACAACUCGCACUCCUUCUCCCCCUCUCAUAUCCCCUCGCUCCCUUUGCGUCGUUCUGCUGUCACUAUUGCUGCUGCUGCUGCUGCUGCUGCUGCCCUCGCUGCCUUUGCUAAGCCCUUGACUGCUCUCUCGCCGAUCACCCCUGACUCCACGCCCCUCCACUAAAACACCCCCACUUCCACCGUGCUCCAGUGCGCUGCGCAACGCUGCGUUCUUGGCCCAAGUAACACGUUACUUCUACAAAAUUCGUAAUCUCUCGGGAGACGUUCUCUGCCCUCUCCCACACGCUUGAACGGUCUCGGCUUUCACGGACGACCCUUCAAUUGAGCAGCGGUUGGUGUACGAGCGUCGUGUGUGCACAGAGAUCCCUUACGGUGACGCUGUUCGGACGCUUUCCUCGCGGUUUCGGUGCACCCUUUGUCCUUUGGUCACGGUACUGCUAUUCCUGCUGCAGCUGGUUUACUACCGAGCACUGCCGCCUUUCCCUCCCUCGGGCUUGCCUGUGGUCGCGACUCAUUUCAGCGACUUUUAAUUAACCGUUGCUUGCAAACAGUCGUCAGCAACCAUGUCAAUGCUUCUUCGUCGUCACGGACGCUCUUCGGAAGCACUUUCUGCGGGUCAAAGUUCUGCCGUUGGUAUGGACGCUUAUGUGCAGAUGGAAUCACCACCGUGCGUGAUGUACGGCCCGCCAGCAACGUCCACAGGCUCGAUAGCCAGUGGUUUGCUGGUGGCCGACGUAAAGGUUCCGUUGCUGGACGUCGAAGUCGUCAAUCUCGAACUCAUCAAGAAGCAGACGAACAAACGGUCGCCGCACCUCAGCUGUCCUCACUGCUGUAAAAACGUCGAGCGGCUCCAAGUAUGGCAGUUCGUAAGUGCCCGCACCUCCCUCACCAAGGGCAAGACGACAUGGCCUUUCAGUGCUCUUAUUCCCGGCCACAUGCCACACUCGUUCGAAUGCUGUACGGUGAAGGUCGAGUACUAUUUCAAGGCCACCUUCAUUUUCUCGCCUACAUCGAAGCUGGAGAAGCGACACCCCAUCGAAAUUCGCCGGUCAAUCCUUCCCUCGACGCCCAAGUCCUUCCAGCGCUUGUUUCCGCCAACGUCACUGAACGUGACACUGCAAACGCCCAAUGUCGUGCAUCCUUCCAGCUAUAUUCCCGUCACAUUCCAGCUCACCGGCUUCAAGGAGCCAAACAGUUCCACCUCAUGGGCUGUUUCCCGCAUAUCCUGGCGCAUAGAAGAACGAAUCAAGACUACAAUCCGCUCGUGUCACGGCCACGACGAUGCCGACAAAGUCCACACGUACCAGGACACGCGCAUUCUCGGCACCAACGACUACAAACGCGGCUGGAAAAUCGAUAACGACCGUUUACUGUUCGAGUUGCCCCUUUCGUUCGCACUCGACGCACGCUACGUGUGCGACUUGCGGUUAAACUGCGGAAACACCGAGCUCGACAUCUCCCACUGUCUUGUGCUGGAAUUGGUAAUGAUAGAGGUCGUUGGUUCGCAACCCGUGGACUCCAACGCACGCUUGCUUCGCAUGAAGGUGAAGCUCGUGGUCACAACACAACCAGGGCUCGGUGUCAGCUGGGACGAAGAGUGUCCACCGCUGUUCGACAGUGUGGGUCCAAGCCCACCUUGUUAUGAUGAAGUCGUCGAGAGCCCGACGAACGAAAGCCCGCGCGAACCUAGUGCACCAAACGCCAUGUGCAACUGUCCAUGCCCAUAAAGUUCUCUUCAUUGGUGAUGCUUUUUCCUGUGCCUCACCUUGCCUUAUUUUCAUGAUCCAUUUGUCAUUAUUCAACAAAUGACAGACGCAUAGUUAUGCUCUCCGACUUUCCUCUUACAACUUCUGUUGCAUUCCCUUGGUUUCUCAAAUCUGGUAAUAGUUCUUAUUUCUUCUUCUUUUUUUUAUUUCGACUUGUUUUUCCUUUACUUCUUCUACUCAACUUCAAUUCCAACAAUGGUUUCUAUUGCUGUGUCUCUUUAAUAAGAUGGGUUGCUUCCGUUAAACGCUUCGACAUGAGUAUAUUCUUGACAAAUACUGAAAGCGAAUGACACCCUUACCAUUUCUAUAAUAUAUUUCUUCUUUCUCUUCAUUUAUUAUUUUCGAUGCGCAAUGCACUCGGGUGCUGUCCACUUGUUUGACUCAACUCUUCUCUUGAUAUGUGUACCACGAAUUACUUAUAAGUUUCUUUUGGCGAUAACCUCCUUCGCAUAUAUAUCUGCUAAACGCACUGGUUCAGGAACGCGCGAAUGGAUUCCGCUACACAAUGUAACGACAGCAACAGCCGCUGGAAGUGAAAUUUUAUGCCCUAUACUGACGUAUACGGGCCGCGUUGCAUGUGGGCUUGUCCACACAGCCAUCCCAAUCGGCUUGUCCCCGUACCCGAUUUCUGGCAAUGCCCUCAAUGGCAUGGGGUGUUGUGGCCCCAUCGUGGACAAAUGCUGCUGGAUGUGGACUCGGUGAGCUUUCAAAUCUUCAUUCAAACUCGGAGCACAAAAAUAGUUUUUUGCAACUCCUAUAGUUGGCUUAUUUGUCAUAACACCAAUGUGACAAGCGAGGCCAAACACUGCUUGUUAGUCGGUUUCAAGAUGACGGGACCAGGAGUUGGUAAGUUGUUGUUGGCAACCGAAUGCAUUGAAUAUUGAACACAUUGUUAUGCCUGGCUAUUUCACUUGCUCCGGUCUCAUUUGCACGCACUUACGCACUGGGUGUAAUCGACCAUUGCCGUCCACGAUGAUCACCUCUGGUUGCGGAACGUCUUGAGGGAUGCUGUUGAGCAGCGUUCUAUACCACUUCGCUUCACGGAAAGACAGAAAUCCAGGGAUGUAAGGUUCCUCCAUUCGAUCUAUCCAGAUGGCUGAUCUCCAUACAACUUUUUGGGUAUGUGAAUCCCAUAAAACAAUGGCUGCAGCAGCCUCCUCUGAGGAUUUUUUGAACGAAAUGUCAAGACCGGCAAUGAUGCGACACUCGUUCACCACACUCUCUUGAACGUCCCCGUCUUCCUCAACUAAGCGUUCCAGCCGGAUUUGCUCUGAACACCAAGUUUGUUGUUUAGCUGUUAAAGCAGCUGCAGUUGCGUGGUCGGAACACCGUUCGUUGUCCUUUUCCUCUACUGCCAUGAAAGCACAAAGUGUUGUCUUUUUCCUCUGCUUCCAAUGUGUGUAGAGUGAAUCUUCCUUGGUUCUGCCGUUGUGUUGGUGUAGUGUUUUUCCGUCUGUCUCUUUCUAUUCAAUCUGUAAAGUCAUAGUUACUUUUACUAGUUUUUAUGCUGAAUACGUCGAGGACAGCUAUUAGACUGUCCUUGCACGACGAAUUUUAUUGUUUUAAUGCGUAAAAUUUUGAGACAGGCGAGAGCGCACGCAAGCACAUUUUCACGCACACACGCACACAUGCACAAACUCUAUUCUCGGUAUCUCUUCUUCAUCUGCUCAUUUCUCGGUUCGGACUCGGUUCUCGGUUUUCUGUUUUCGUUUUCAUCAUUAAUUUUAUUUUUUUGCGUGGCCGGGUGGCCCCCACAUAUGGUGGUAGUGUUUGUUACUCUUCGUAUGCUUGGUGUAGUGUUUGUGUAACCUGAUUGCUACUUGAUUGUUACCUCGGCGUUACUUUUGUCACCCCUCUGCAUCUCCGUAAGUCACGAAUACUCAGCAUCAAAA
Schizosaccharomyces japonicus yFS275 is the source of this 3668-nucleotide messenger RNA. Its product is annotated as endocytosis regulator. The record is from RefSeq and is a predicted model, not a curated record. The transcript has a single exon. The coding region runs from base 574 to 1737 and encodes 387 amino acids. NCBI's taxonomy places the organism in Eukaryota, Fungi, Ascomycota, Schizosaccharomycetes, Schizosaccharomycetales, Schizosaccharomycetaceae.